AUGGCAUUUCGCCGAGAGGGAUUGUCCAUUUUUGUUCUGCACGUCUUCUGCAUCGUGGUCACCUCUCACUUCCAAGAUGCGAGUGGCGACACCGUCGCCAACCACUUGAUUCCUGACGCAGGCCACGAACCUUACAGCUCCAGAAAAUCGCUCGACGAAUCUAUCGAUGCCUCUGAUCAAAUCUCUGCCCUCAUUCGCCACGCGAUUUCUAACCUUUGGACUGUGAUCUUUCCGAGUUGGCCGAAUCGUGGUGAAGCGACCUUCGACCACAGUGUUCAGGAGAAAGCCGAAGGUGAAGCAAGGCGCCUGGCUACGGAAGGACGUGCGUCACCAGAGGUCUGUGCUGCCGGAAUGCAGUGGGCACUCACCUGUAAGUCGACGCAUACGGCUGCGGCAUACGAUGGAUGCACCAUAGGGGGUUGA
This is a messenger RNA of Toxoplasma gondii ME49, 423 nucleotides long. RefSeq lists its product as hypothetical. Lineage: Eukaryota; Apicomplexa; Conoidasida; Eucoccidiorida; Sarcocystidae. The coding region runs from base 1 to 423 and encodes 140 amino acids. The transcript has 2 exons. The record is from RefSeq and is a predicted model, not a curated record.